AUGGAAGACCAUGUUCACCACCCUUCGUCAAACGACGUUGUCGUCAACGUCAUCUGUGACUCUGCUCCCGACGGUCGUUGCCUUCAUCCGACCCUUCAUCCGACCAACCAUGCAUUCUCCCCUCAGCAACAACAACAACAUCAGGAUGGGAAUGAGAGAAGGGACAGUUUGAUUCUUGCGUACAAGACUCUUGGCGUGGUUUUUGGAGGACUUGUGACUUCACCCCUCUACGUUUACCCUUCAAUGCCACUCAAGUCUCCAACGGAAGAUGACUAUUUGGGCAUUUACAGCAUCAUGUUUUGGACUCUUACUCUCAUAGGGGUUGUCAAGUACGCCAAUGUAGCCAUUAGAGCUGAUGACCAUGGCGAAGGUGGGACUUUUGCCUUGUAUUCAUUGCUUUGUAGGCAUGUCAAUAUUGGGAUCCUGCCCUCCAAGCAUGGUUAUUUGAACACAACUAAGGACGUUCAGAGCAAUACUUUGCUUGCCAGGUUCUUCCAAACAAGCGUAGUUGCUCGGAGGCUCUUGCUCUUCGUCGCUAUGUUGGGUACUUGCAUGCUCAUUGGUGAUGGUAUACUUACGCCGGCAAUUUCAGUGUUGUCAGCUAUGGAUGGACUUAGAGCACCUUUUCCUUCGGUUAGCAAAUUGCUAGUGGAAGCACUCUCUGCAGUAGUUUUGAUCGUGUUGUUCUUGUUGCAAAAGUUCGGUACAUCCCGUGUUAGUUUUCUCUUUUCCCCAAUAAUGGCCACAUGGACCCUGAGUACCCCACUUGUAGGAAUUUACAGCAUCAUACACCACUAUCCUAGCAUAUUUAAGGCUUUAUCUCCGCACUAUAUAUUCCAUUUCUUUUGGAGAAAUGGAAAAUCUGGAUGGCUUUUACUUGGUGGUACUGUCCUUUGCAUAACAGGUUCUGAGGCAAUGUUUGCUGAUCUUGGUCAUUUCAAUCAGAAGUCCAUUCAGAUAGCUUUUCUAUUCACAAUCUACCCAUCUUUAGUUCUGACUUACGCGGGACAGACAGCUUACCUGAUCAAGCAUCCCAAUGAUCACGAUGAUGGUUUUUACAAAUUUAUACCUACUUCAGUCUACUGGCCUAUCUUUGUCAUUGCCACUUCUGCUGCAGUUGUUGCUAGCCAAUCAUUAAUAUCAGCCACCUUUUCUGUAAUCAAGCAAUCUGUAGUGCUGGAUUAUUUUCCUCGAGUAAAGGUUGUCCAUACAUCUAAAGAUAAAGAAGGAGAGGUUUACUCCCCUGAAGUGAACUACAUCUUGAUGGUCCUAUGCGUGGCUGUGAUACUUAUUUUUGGAGAUGGAAAAGACAUUGGAAAUGCUUUUGGUGUUGUUGUGAGCCUAGUUAUGCUUAUCACCACUCUAUUGCUUACACUAGUCAUGAUCAUGAUAUGGAGGACUCCUGCUGUGCUGGUUGCCCUCUACUUCGUUGUAUUUUUUGUGAUGGAAGGAGUUUAUGUUAGUGCAGUUUUCACCAAAUUUGCUGAAGGUGGAUGGAUUCCUUUUGCCAUAUCCUUUAUCCUUGCUUUCAUCAUGUUUGGUUGGUUUUAUGGUAGACAAAGAAAGACUGAUUUCGAAUUAACCCACAAGAUAACCUUUGAGAGACUUGAAGAGCUUUUAGCUGAGCGCUGUGUUCAAAGGGUUCCUGGGCUAUGCUUCUUUUAUACCAAGAUUCAAGACGGGCUGACUCCUAUUCUUGGACACUACAUAAAGAACAUGAAAUCACUUCAUAAGGUCACAGUAUUCACUACUCUUAGAUAUUUGUUAGUUCCCAAGGUUGCUCCACAUGAGAGGAUUGUGAUCAAGGAGUCAAAUCUCAGAGGGGUAUAUUGCUGUGUGAUACAGUAUGGCUAUGCAGAUGCUCUAAAUUUAGAAGAUCAUUUUGUUGAUCAAGUCAUUAGUAGUUUGGCACAACAUAUACAGAAGCAUCAGUCUCCCGAGAAUCUUUCAUCUGAUUUUCAAGAGAUUGAAGAGACUUUGAACCUAGAAGAAGCAAGGCAUGCGGGGGUAGUUCAUGUUCGUGGAAAGACCAGAUUUUACAUUGGCCUGAACUGUGGCUGGUUUGAUAAAAUUGUGCUUAGUUUUUAUGAAGUCAUGCACAGCAACUGUAGAUCUGGCUUGCCGGCUCUCGGGAUUCCACCACAGCAACGGAUUGAAGUUGGAAUGCUAUACGAGGCUUGA
Messenger RNA from Sphenostylis stenocarpa, 2181 nucleotides. The record is from the annotation of a GenBank genome assembly. Lineage: Eukaryota; Viridiplantae; Streptophyta; Magnoliopsida; Fabales; Fabaceae.